Molecule: messenger RNA, 1174 nt
Organism: Haplochromis burtoni (Burton's mouthbrooder)
Lineage: Eukaryota; Metazoa; Chordata; Actinopteri; Cichliformes; Cichlidae
Gene: tmem230b
Product: transmembrane protein 230b
Exons: 3
Coding region: 235-594 (119 amino acids)
Biological process (GO): synaptic vesicle transport
Cellular component (GO): endomembrane system; synaptic vesicle
Source: RefSeq, a predicted model, not a curated record
GAUUGCGCAGGCGCAGAGUGUAUACGUACUGAAAACACGGAAGGUCCAACACCAUAUUCCCAAACAGAGGCUUCUACGCUGUAAACUCUUUAUAAAACGUCGUCGGAGCGGCCCUAGAAUAAGCCAAGUGCGGUAUUGUUUUAUUUUGGCAGUUGCGGUUUAAGAGUGAUGCCUGUCGAGUAGUUGGGCCUUUUCUGCUUUUCUGCUUCAUCUGAAAGCAAACCGCUGAAGAAGAUGCCCGCUCGUAAUGUUGUGUCCAACGGGAUCCCUAACAGCAAAGUUAGGUAUUCCAGGUUAGCCACUGACGACGACGGCUACAUUGAUUUACAGUUCAAGAAGAGCCCACCCAAGGUCCCAUAUAAAGCCAUCGCACUAGCCACGAUCCUUUUCCUAAUCGGCUCGCUGUUGAUCAUCAUCGGUGCUCUUCUCUUGGCUGGCUACUUUGGCGUCACUCACACAGACCGGACCGUGCCUGUCCUCAUCAUCGGGAUCCUUGUCUUCCUGCCUGGAUUUUACCACCUACGGAUAGCUUACUAUGCAUCAAAGGGCUACCCGGGGUACUCUUAUGAUGACAUCCCAGACUUUGAUGACUGACCAUUGCUAAAGCCCCAGUCCUGCUGCGCUUACAUGUAGUGAAUUUAAAGUCGUGAUAUAUUUAAAGAAAAUGAGAUCCCUUUUUUUUUUGUUUUUUUCAUAAUUGUUUUUAAAUUACAAUAUUGUUCUUAUAGAUUUUUCUACCUAGGUUCUUAAUGCCAGGUUGCUAAUAGCAACUGUUUUUAAAAAAAAAUUAUCUUUGUAUUUGUUUUAUAGCUUGAUAAAUGAAUAAAAAAGAUUUGUAUUAUUUCUUUUGAUUUAUAUAAAACCAUUUCAGUUUGUUUAUAGAAUAUUUUACCUUAUGUAGUACAACCAAUGUGGCCACAUAUAGUGAGUCUUUUAACUGCUUCACUACAACCAGUUUUUAUUUUGUGUAUUCUUUAGGUAGAUCCAUCAGUUCAGUGGCAGAGAGAAUAAAUAAUUUAAAACUAAAGUAGCUGCAACCAACAUAACAAAUACCUGGUAUACCUAUUAUAUACACAAUAUCACCUCUGUGGCAUAAUAAUGAUAUUUAAUAAAAGGCUAGUAUUGUGUCUUCACAUCCCGUGUAGUGAAGAUUGCCUCGCCCUAGUUAAUGCUU